CUGUUUAUUUUGUCAACUUCCGAAGUGGGAGGAAGUUCGUCUGGUGUUCUAUGGUGUCUCUGCUGUAUCCUCAGUGUCCAACGCGAUCAAAACACUGUCCCAUCUGCGCUGAGUGCCUGCGCUCUUCAGCAUGAGCCGAAAGAGAAACCACUGCUAUAUGGAAACAGGCCCGUCCUCGGAGUCCCAGGCCGCCUUUAUGGACAACGCGGGGUCCUUCAGCCGAGACGAGGAGGAUUUGUCCGAGCUCGAGCCCGACGAGCAGCUGGUGUGCUCGGUGACCGAGAUCACGGAGCACCUGGGCAGGAACAUCACGGUGGUGCUGGAGUCCGCGCUGUCCGAGAUACGCAAGCUGGUCAGCGUCCGGAUCAGAGUCCUAAAGAUGGAGCUCCGCGAGAAAACCGACGAGAUCGAGCUGCUCAAAGCCAAGCUGGAGUCGACGGAGAAAGACGGGAGGGGGUCUAACUCCAGCAGCCUGGACUUUAGGAAAGCAGAGCAUCAACCGGGCCAGAAACACGGCGCCGACCCGAAGAAAGCCAAACCCGGGACGCCCGUGGUGAAGAAGGAGAACAUUAACGCGAUCUGCGACUAUCUGAUGAAGGAUAAGAACCAGCGGGGCGCUGCUGAAGUGGAGAGCGACCACAGCAACCAGGCCUUUGGGUCCGAAGCGCAGCCGCACGCGUCUCUGAGCCUGUGGACGGACAGCGGAGCCGCGGACACCGACGCUGACACGGACAUCUUCAGCAUGCUGCCGUCCGCGAGCAAGCGCAUGUAUGACUAUGAGUGGAUGACAGGAGUCGAGCUCAACUCAGCUGAGUUUAAAGGUGAUACUGAAACAAAAUGUGAAGAUGUUCCCACUGUGGAUGACGAGGAUGAAACCGAAGACUCUGAAGGAGGAAGAGGAAGUCUGAGGUCAGUGUCUGACCAUUUUCCUCUGGACACUCAGGGCUCCCCGCAGGAAGACAGGAGCAGCCCGGCGGAGGACAGUAUGGACAGAAUGGAGCCAGGUCAGCAGUUCUCCUCUCACACCUUCAUCUGCCCCUUCUGUGGAACCCUUUGCCCUGACUCCUCUUUCCUGGAGGAGCACAUCAAACUCAUGCAUCACGACGAGAGCACUCUGCAGUCGGCCCCGGGCAGUUCUUCCUCUCGCGGAGAGGGCGACUCGGGCGAGGCAGGCCGAGCUCUGGGAGGUACAGAAAGACCUGUUGGCCGGGGGGCACGGGAGAAGAAGGUGGAGGGCGGAUAUGAGUGCGGCGACUGCGGGCGCCAUUUCAACUACCUGGGCAACCUGCGGCAGCACCAGCGCAUCCACACUGGGAAGCCCUUCGUUUGCCCCGAGUGCGGAGAGCGUUUCCGGCACGCCGCACGUCUCAAGAGCCACCGCCUCAGCCACAGCGGAGCCCAGAGCCCCUUCCCCUGCCCGCAGUGCGGGAAGGGCUUCCCAGUGCUGUCCGGACUGAAACGCCACCAGCGAGUGCACACGGGAGAGAGUCCCUACGCUUGUCCCCAGUGCGGACGCAGAUUUAAAGAGCUGGGCAACUUAUACACACACAUGCGCAUUCACAGCGGCGCUACGCCCUACUCUUGUUACCAGUGUGGGCGGAGCUUCAGGCAUCUGGGCACAUAUAAGAGUCAUCGCUGUAUGCCGGCUACCCAGUUAGCCAGUGGCCACAGUCCAGCAUGGGCACAGGAAGACAAGGUGCAAACCGGGUAACAGCCGAGUGACAGAUGUUUACAAAAAGUGGUUUGAUAGUUCCUCGACUGCUGGUUCAGGAUCCAUUUCAAGUCCGAGAUUUGAGAGAGGUCGUUAUGACAAUAAAACAACAUCAGGUUUCAUCGUAAAUAUGAAGCUGUAUGAAUAAGGACAUCUUUGUCAUUCAAGUUAGUUAACGUCAUCUUUAACGGUAACUUGCUGCUUGUUAAAUGUUCGUUUUUUGAAACAUUUUGCAAUAAUUUCUUCCAGCGUCAAACAUAAAAGGUGUUUGAGUGUCCAUACACAGUAUUUCAAGACUGCACUAAAUAUCAUUUGAUGUGUUUUAAUUGUUCAUUUUUUAAAAUUCAGAUUUUUUGUAAAAAGUGAUUCUGACUCUGUUUAGAAACAGAUAACAGGGCCUCAGGGCCAGAUUAACAGAGUGAAAUAUGCCUUAUUUCUAACUAAUUCAACAAUAGUGAGUCUUUUAAGUUAAAUAAUUAUAUAUUAAUAAUGAUUCAACAUGACAUUCCCUUACCCUUACAAAAAAGUACCAUAGUGUGAGAUUGUAAUACAACAUUAUUUAGAUAAAUACCUAUUGUAUUGAAUAAUUUCCAUAUCUCAUGUACACUAUCAUUCAAAAGUCUAGGGUCGGUAAGGUCAAAAUGCUCAAAAAUACAGUUUAAAUGGUAAUAUUGUGAAAUAUUGUUACAAUUUAAAUACAUUUUAAAAAUGUAAUUUAUUCGUGUGAUGGCAAUUUUACUCCUUCAGGAUUAAUCUAAUGUGCUGAUUUGGUGCUUAAGAAUCAUUUCAUAUGAUCAAUUUUGAAAACAGUUGUGCUGUAUGUUUCUGAAAACGGUGAUACGCUUUCAGAUUAUUUAAUUAGAAAUGGGUUUUUUUCUCAUUUUUAGAUCAACUUGAUGCAUCCUUGUUAAAUGAAACUAGGCUAUUCCUAAAAACAAACAACAACAAAAAAACACUUACUGACUGUAAACGUUUGAUAAAUUGUGUACAUCGCAGUUGGCAACUGAUGUUGAAAAGACGUCAACUUGACGUUAAAAACAGGUCAAAAAACAGGUCAAAUAUGCAAAUCAAACUGAUGUCGAAAACUUGACAUGACAUUGAUUUGAUGUAAAUUAAACGUCAAACAUAUAUUGGCCUACUUAUACAUUAAACCAGGCUUCCUCAAAUCUUUCCCUGGAGGGCCAAUCAGCUGCAGAGUUUAGCUCCAACCCUGAUCAAACUCACCUACCUGUGAUUUUCUAAUGAUCUUGAAGACUCUGAUUAGCAUGCUCAGGUGUGUUUGAUUAGGGUUAGAGCUAAACUCUGCAGGAGUGGGCCAGAUUUGAGGAUGCCUGCAUUAAACCAAUAUCAGAGUGGGAUUCAUUUACUGUUUUUACCCAAUUACCACUGGAAGAAAUUGCUGUUGUUACAGCAUCUUGAUCAAGUCUUGACUAAUAUUUGACGUCAAAUUGAUAUCAAGGUGCCAGCUGAGAUGGUACUUAAAAGAAUACCAUGGUAUGCGUCCAAAUCCAAUCAUUAGUAUCUAAUAAAGUCUGAUCAUAAAUGCCUGUGAAAAUGUGUAAGAUAAAACGGGAAAUAUUAUUUUAUAUAUUUACAAGUUACAUUCUAAGUGUUAUUAUGGUCGCCCAGCAUACAACUAAUGUAUUUUAAUAUAAUUGAAAGUUGGUUCAAAAUCAUGAUACAGAAAUGAUUAAGCUCCAUUCAGCACUGAAGUGUCAUUUUGAAAAGAUACAACAAACCUGUAGUCGCGAGUGUGUGAGUGCUGCCAUCGUGUGGAUGACUUGUGUUACUGCACCACCGGUACAGCGUAUCUGUGUUUUCAAUUUGUUUUAAUUAUGUGAUCGCACUAUUAACUUUUUUAAUUUAUAUUAGUGAAUUUGUUUAUAUAUGUCUACCUGUAUUUUAACAACUUAUAAGUUUGGAAAAAUAUACCUGAAUGAAAAAAAAAAAAACAUGGAUGUGUCAUUCACAAAUGAACCUGGACACACUUAAUGGAAAUGACUAAGUUUCUUAAGUGUUGGAAAUACAAGCAAUCCAUCAGAUUUAUUUACUUUUCCAUAGCGGUGAUCUCAAAAUAGCCUGAAUAUUACCGAUUAAAUAGCACAAAAAAGGUACAAUUUGUCAUUUCUCUACCUUGAAUGAUCUGCUCAAGGCAAACUGUACUGAAAUAAACUGAAGUGUAACUAAUAAAUACUCUUAAGAUAUGG
This is a messenger RNA of Onychostoma macrolepis, 3918 nucleotides long. RefSeq names its product zinc finger protein 16 like (gene znf16l). NCBI's taxonomy places the organism in Eukaryota, Metazoa, Chordata, Actinopteri, Cypriniformes, Cyprinidae. Gene Ontology annotation, biological process: regulation of transcription by RNA polymerase II. The record is from RefSeq and is a predicted model, not a curated record. Gene Ontology annotation, molecular function: DNA-binding transcription factor activity; RNA polymerase II cis-regulatory region sequence-specific DNA binding.